Messenger RNA from Haliotis rubra (blacklip abalone), 5979 nucleotides. RefSeq names its product RIMS-binding protein 2-like. Lineage: Eukaryota; Metazoa; Mollusca; Gastropoda; Lepetellida; Haliotidae. Bases 1782 to 5570 code for a protein of 1262 amino acids. The record is from RefSeq and is a predicted model, not a curated record. The transcript is spliced from 31 exons. Gene Ontology annotation, biological process: neuromuscular synaptic transmission. Gene Ontology annotation, molecular function: protein binding.
CAAACACGAACAGUACCAACUUAUCGCAUAUUAACCUGAAGUGUGCCAAUUAAUUGAAGACGUAAAUGUUAGAGGUAAAAGAGUUGGUGCCAGAAUGGUUUGGUAAUUCGGGUUGGACGGAGAGUGUCUAUGCUUCAUGUGUGAUAUGGAUUUUUACGAUGGAGACACGGAGAUAUGACAAGGAACGAAAACAGCUCGGAAAUCGAAUGACUUAAACAGAUGGACCAAAUGAAGCUCUCUGUAGAGUUCCUUCCUCUUGGAGAAACGGUGGAGUGAAGUAAUUCCAGGAAUUGAUGUGGACUGCGUGGCGGAGAUGCCUGUGAUGCAGUACAUGGUUCCAUAUAAGACUUAAUUGACAUACUUUGGAUGGACAUUCUGUAUAUAUUUGAUGGAUUUGAUGAGGAAUAUGUGAAAAUUGACAUCUUCGGCAACAGGUGAUGGAGAAUGGGUUGAUGGAAGGCAAAUGAAAUGGCAGAUAAUAUUCAUGCUUUAACUUGGGAUUUGUGUUGUGGAAAGUUAAAGACUCUUCUUUUCUUGUCAGAAUCUUCAAUAAGACACUGACACUCUAUGAUUGAUGGAUAAAAAGCUUUGUUCAUGACUUAACGUAAAGAUAUUUGCAAUGGAAAUUUGACGAUUUCUUCUAAAACUUUUUCUUCUUUUUUUUUGCCAUAUAAGAUAACAUAAUGCUGGAGGAUCAUACCAAAAUAUAACAUGUAGCCCAUUUUUUUAAGAAGAAUUUUUUCUGUGAACCAACGGUGAAACCAGUCAAGAGGAUCCAUAUAUUUCACACAUGGAAAAAGCCCUUUUUUGUGUGUCCAAUUAUCGUGUAAAUUCCAACCAAAAUUGGAUUUGUGCUUAUGACUCGCAAAUUGCCGUGUCUAAUUUAUCAUCGAUUAAUGGCAGUGUGUUUUUCUCAAGAAGAGGAAUUGUGUGGUUUCUAAAGCACUUGAGUGGUAAAAUUGGACGCUGGUGAAAAUUCAGUGCCGUUUCUAAUGGAAGUAAUGAGAAUUUACCAUUUUAAGCGCCAUGGUGGGAUUACCAUGCAUCUGAUGCUGUCUCUGUGGAAGGAUGCUCAUUGUGUGGCAUCUGUUUCAGUUCCGGAUUUCGGCUGGUUCUUUUCAGUAAGCCGCGUAAAGCUUGACGGUUUAGACGCUUAGAAAUUUUUUAAUUUGUAAAUCAUUCCUCAGUAGCACUGCUUAAGAACUACAGUAUUUUGGUGAAAUUUCCAAAGUGGAAUCCAUAUUUACCAUAUAACACGUGUUGGGAGUAAACUGACAAUGAUGUCAUGACCUUUGGAAGGUGUUAUUGAACAACACACGUAGAAUGAUGCUGAAAAUACAGACCCGGUUCAUUCUGCUGUGAAAGUUUGCUGUGCGCAUUGACGGACACGAAAGCUCCCCUCCUUAUGGGAAUCAGGAUUCACUGACCGUGCUAAGGCACGAGUCUAUCUUCAGGGAGUCAGCUCGUCGAUUCUCACCUUUAAUAGAGAAGAUUGAUUUCACACCAGCAUGCAGGAUGGGAGACUCCUGCCGCAUUGAUUCGCGAUGUUGUCAUAUCUUGGCACAGUGAUAAGGAAACAAGGGUCGUUGUCCAGAGCAUUUCUUCGUUGAUGUGAGCUUCAAAGAACUUUUUGCUGAGGUAGAUGGCAACUCGUCAGUGGUGACUGUGAACCGCUUUCACGUCUUACAGCGUUCCAGUUUCAGUGAUGGGCAUGGAUUUUGUUUCAUGGCUGAGCGAGGGGUUUGAGAUCUGAAAAGUGGAGUUUAAAUUGACUUAACAGGAUGAUGCGACUACUGCAGGUGGUGCAACAAGGUGACCCCGAAAGAUCUCGCCAUGUGAAGGACCUCGAGGUCAGUAAUCAGGACCUUCAACAGGAGGUCCAUGAGCUAGAGAAGGCAGUACAGAGAACCAAGCAUUUGGAUGCAGACCUGAAACAGAAAACAGAACAAUGUGAUAUUUUAAAAGCUAGCAUAGAAAAACAGAGAGAGCAUAAUCAAGAAUUGGAAACAGACCUCAAGACUUCAGAGGCCAGAAAUACUCAACUGACGUUUGAAGCAGCCGACCUUCACAGCAGAUUAAAAGACUACGACAAGGGGAGAGAACUCUAUCUGGUCAACGAGGAAUGCAGUACUCUACGUCUUACACUCGCGGAAGUCCAGCAGGAGCGGGAGGUAGCCAAGGAGGACGUCUCCACUUUGCAGUACAAAGUCGAUAGCUUGGAGAUACUAGUCAGGGAUCUCCAGCAAUCCUCAGAGCAGCUUCACCAGUUGGACAAUGACUAUCAGGAAGCACUCCGAAAACUUGAGCACAAACAGAUCGAGAUUGACCGGCUGCAUGAGUCACAGGAAGAGGCAAAAAUAGAACACGAGACAGCAGUGAGGGAGCUCCAGAUAAGAAUACAGGAUCUUGAGCAGCAGUGCCAAGUGCAUCAGCACCGACAAGCAGACCUGAAGUCAGAACUAACAGCAAUUAAAACAGAAGCUCUCCACCACAGAGCUUUAACCACUUCCACACAAAUACAGACCGAGAAACCACAACAUAUAUCUACUGGUACUGAUGCUCUCCCCUUGUUGCCUAGCAACAGUUAUAAUCGAAGAUCUUCCUCCAAUCAAAAUGGUCACCCAGUAGAGGAUCCUGUGGUUCCCUCCCAUUUCUCCCUCAGUGAGACAUCUGUUGGUUAUAUUCCAACCUCCGAAUCCAGCAAGUCUCUUGACACAGGUUUCGCAGAGGAGGAAUUGGAUGAUGAUCUCAGUAGCAACAAUAAGUCCUCCCCAAACAAAAGCGAUUGUGAGGACCCUGAACUGAAUGAAAUCUCCAAAAAACUUAAAGAACUUGCUGCCUCAGAUUCGGAUGAUGACAAUCAAAAAUCUCUAGAAGAAAAAGAAGAUUCGGGAAUGGAAAGCAACCGGGGUUCAAAGAAUCAAAAUGAAAUUGCUCUUAGUGAAAGUCGCAUGUCCUCACUGGCGAGGAAAGGCCCUAUUCAAGUCUACUGUGCUAAAUAUUCCUAUCGGCCAUAUGAACACUCACCCAAUGACAAUCCUGAUGCGGAGCUACCACUCAACGCUGGAGACUACGUCCUGGUGCUGGGGGAGAUGGAUGAGGAUGGGUUUUUUGAGGGUGAGCUAGUCGAUGGACGACGGGGACUAGUUCCCUCAAACUUCAUCGAGAAGGUGGCAGAAGAAGAUCUGUCGGACUUCCAUGCUGCAAUGGCUGUAGCUGGUCACCCCACUGAUGAUAGUAACGCCUCCAAUAUUCACCAGGAGUUAGAGUUUAACAGUAGCGAUGAGAUUGAUAAGCUACGUUCUGAUCUUACAGAAGAUGGGCGACGUCGCCUUGAUGCCCAUGGUGAUCUCAGAAGUAUGGACCAAGUAGACGAAUCAAGUAAUCCAGGUAACAAAGUGAUUCCAUUUCCACGGAACCUGUCCAUUGAUCGUCAACUGAGCAGUAGUGUCCUGCUGAGCUGGAAACCACCGGAGCAUACGUCUGGCCUGGAGGUCUCAUCAUAUCAUAUCUUCAUUGACAAAGAAUUCAAAACAUCAGUGAGAGUCAGCGAGAGAACAAAGGCGCUAGUGGAAGGUGUUGAUUCAAGAGAUAUUCAUCGGAUCUCGGUGCGAUGUGUGUCUAACAAAGGCCAGUCAGCAGACGCACAUUGUACAGUCCUAGUUGGCAAAGAUGCCACCCCAACACCCUCUGAGUUGAAAGUGUUUGACAUCACUGCCAACUCUGCAACCGUUUCCUGGUUGCCUGGCAACAGCAACUACCAGCAUUCCAUAGCUGUGAAUGGGAAGGAAGUCCGCGUCGUCAAACCCAGUGUUUGCAGACACACUCUUACAGGGCUGGCCCCUAAUGCAGUACACAAGGUGACGGUACAAGCCAAGAGUCUGACGGCCACAUACGAGGAUGAGAAGAAUCAAAAGAGGAAAGAGAUGCUAUCUGCCAGCAUUGAGUUCAAAACAGUUGCUGGAGGGCUUCCGGACCCACCCCUCAAUGUUCAAGUGGAGGCAGGUCCCCAGGAAGGCACCCUGCUCCUAACAUGGCUGCCGGUUACCAUCAACACUUCCGGCUUCUCUAACGGUGCUGUUGUCAUGGGAUACGUUGUGUAUGCCGAUGGUCACAAGGCUAAGGAAGCCAAGGGACCAACAAAUGACCACAUUGUGCUUGGUGCUGAAGAUUUCAAGGGCUUUAUACCAAAACAGCUGACAGUCCGAACUUUGACCGUUGAUCGGAAAGAGUCUGCAGAUUCCAGUGUUGUUCGCCUUCCUCAUAAUUUAAUCAAAGAAGUCACCGCGAGGGCUGCCAAAAAUGUCGCCAGUGAAGUGAUGUCAAGGUCAUCCCAUACGCACAGGAGCUCCAAGUCCCCAACAGGAAAUAGUGAGAAUGCUGGGAAUGAUACUGAUGAGGAGAUUGAGGCUGCGUUUCGGGAAGCGCAGGAAGCUGGCGAGCAGCUGUCAAUGAGUCCAGAAAAUUCAAAUUACGCGGACCCGUACAUUGAAAGUAGCAGCUCUGAGCUCUCUGAUAUUCCUGAAGUGGAAGAGGAUUUGAUUGGUGCAGAGGAGACCAAUCAGAACGCAGAUGUCUCAGGACAUUCCCUCUCAUUGGUUGCUCCCUAUGCUCAAGCAACCAAUCAGGUGGACGAGAGAAAAUCUCCGAAGCCAGCACCAAGGAAGGUUGGAAUUGUUGGAUCAUCGCCAAACAGUGAUCCCUCGUUUCAGAGGGAGGAUCCCCCUGGGAGCGAUAAAGUGUUGCCCGCACAGCGGAAAAUACCGGCUAUAGAAAUCACCCGUGAUAGCAGUACGGAAAGGGGAACAUCAUUUGAAGAUGAUUCUGAAAAUAUUCCAAAGCGGAGCUCCUCGUUUGAUCCAUCGGAGAAGUCUGAGACUUCUCGGAACACUCCGCCUGUGGUGUCAAGGAGGAGGGCGUCUCCAGGUCAGAACUUCAAUGUUGAUGCCGACAAAAAGGAUUUCCACGAUCGCAAAAUGACCACACCUACUUCUGCUGACUUUGACAGAUCACGUGAUCAUGGGUCACCGAGAGGUCAAACUCCGAUCAAGUCAAGGCGAAUAAGUCCACAAAGUCCCAGCUUCAGAGAAAACAGGAGUACGCCCAAUGAAAAUGGCCAUGGCCAUGACCUUGACUUUGAUGAGAAUGGAGAUGUGGACUCAAUUUCAGGGGAGAUAAAUCCUCCGGUGGAUGACAACACGAUACGACUGUUUAUUGCUUUGUUUGAUUAUGAUCCCCAUGUGAUGUCACCAAAUAUGGAUGGUGCUGAUGAAGAACUACCCUUCCGUGAAGGUCAAAUAAUUAAGAUAUAUGGUGAGAAGGAUGCAGAUGGGUUCUAUCGGGGCGAGUGCAAUGGCCACUUGGGUUAUGUCCCUUGCAACAUGGUGUCUGAAAUCCACAUAGAUGAUCCUGAACUCAUUGACCAGCUGCUCAAGGAAAGUCAAGGAAAUCCAGUCAACAAGUCGCAGUUGCCUCAAGACAAAGAUUAUCAUCCGAAGUUAAUGACCUCAACUCAUCGGACACUUAACGGCAUUCCCCGAUCCUGCCAGACGAAGUCGGCAGGAGGAUGAUCGCUGUGUAUGACUACGACCCUCAGGAGUUGUCACCUAAUGUGGAUUCAGAGCUCGAACUGACCUUCAAAGCUGGAGACAUCAUAACCGUCUACGGUGAAAUGGACGAGGAUGGGUUCUUUCGGGGUGAAAUGAACAACCGUCGUGGAUUUGUGCCGUCCAACUUCUUGCAAGAGGCCACAGGACCACUCUCGGAUGAUGAAGCCCUGGAAAGCGCCAGCAUGGUGUCACCGUCUAGGUCAGGCGAGAGUAUUAGCGCGCUGUCUCGGAACUCAGACGGAAUCGCAAAUACACCCCGUGUGGACCCCCCAUCACCCCGGAGCGAACAUCUGAAAUUGGAUCAGGUGAUAUCCCAGAGUCCUCGUGUUUCCCAAUCCAACCAACUUCAAUCCGAAGAAGACAAACGCAA